This is a messenger RNA of Dermochelys coriacea (leatherback sea turtle), 4076 nucleotides long. RefSeq names its product fatty acid 2-hydroxylase (gene FA2H). Bases 55 to 1170 code for a protein of 371 amino acids. Gene Ontology annotation, cellular component: membrane; endoplasmic reticulum. Gene Ontology annotation, biological process: lipid biosynthetic process; fatty acid metabolic process. Gene Ontology annotation, molecular function: fatty acid 2-hydroxylase activity; heme binding; iron ion binding. NCBI's taxonomy places the organism in Eukaryota, Metazoa, Chordata, Testudines, Dermochelyidae. The record is from RefSeq and is a predicted model, not a curated record. The transcript has 7 exons.
CGGCGGCCGGGCUGGGAGCCGGGCGCCCCGAGGAGCGGAGCGUCCCGUCCCGCCAUGGCCCCGCCGCCCCGCGCCUACAGCCCGGCCGAGGUGCGGCAGCGCUGCGCGCAGGGCGCCUGCCUGGUGCUGCGGGGCCGCCGCCUCUACGACCUCAGCGGCUUCGUGCGGCUGCACCCGGGCGGCGAGCAGCUGCUGCGGGAGCGGGCGGGCGGGGACGUGAGCGCCGCGCUGGAGGGGCCGCCGCACCGGCACUCGCGCAACGCGCGCCGCUGGCUGGAGCAGUACUACCUGGGCGAGCUGCGCCCGGCGCCCGACCCGCAGAGCCUUCUCGAGACAGAGAAACAAGUAAAUUCUGCAGCUCGAACAACGAACCAUAGGAUGGAUCCUAGAUGUAAAACAGUAGAUCCAGAUAAGGAUCUCGUGGACUGGUACAAACCAUUGCUCUGGCAGGUGGGCCAUUUGGGGGAGAAAUAUGAUGAGUGGGUGCAUCAGCCUGUGGACCGGCCAAUUCGCUUAUUCCACUCGGAUUUCAUAGAGUCCCUCUCUAAAACAGCAUGGUACAUUGUUAUCGUGGUGUGGAUCCCCGUGGUGCUGUAUCUCAGCUGGUUCUGCUACACAUCUCUUGCGCAGGGAACUACCAGACUCUUCUCAUCAUUCACAACAGAGUAUUCCAUCCCUGUGCACAAGUACUUUUUCCCAUUCAUCUUCGUGCUGGGAAUGUUCCUGUGGUCCUUAGUAGAGUAUCUCAUCCAUCGGUUUCUCUUCCACAUGAAGCCGCCUGCUAGUAACUAUUAUCUCAUCACACUGCAUUUCUUGUUGCACGGCCAGCAUCACAAGUCUCCAUUCGACAGCUCCCGUCUGGUCUUCCCUCCCGUGCCUGCAUCGCUGGUGAUUGGGUUUUUCUACACUCUCUUGCGCCUGCUCCUGCCUGAAGCAGUUGGCAUUUCCAUGUUCGUUGGCGGGCUGUUUGGUUAUGUCGUCUACGACAUGACUCAUUACUACCUGCACUACGGCUCGCCAAAGAAAGGCACCUACCUGUAUGGACUGAAGGCUUAUCACGUGAAGCACCACUUCGAACACCAAAAAUCAGGCUUUGGCAUCACCAGCCAAUUUUGGGACCGUCCAUUUAAAACACUAAUUCCAGAGGAAACCUUUGAGGAAGAGGAUUAACAUCCAUGGCUCCCCCGCUUGGCAUCUGGCUCCCAUGUCCCUGGUGCGUCACGUUGCCACCUCCCUUUCCACUAGCCGCAGGACGUCAGGAGGGCACCCGCCUUUGCAGAACUGAAUGACUGAAAGUAAAAGCCCCUUGACCGCAGAUGGAGAAGACUUCCCUGCGUUGCUGGCUUUUGUCGCUUUGACCUCAUGGCACUCUGUCUGGCUCCUGGGAGGGGGCGCUGCCUGUGAGUUAAAGGCAGGUAUUUCUCUCAAGAGGGAUCUGCACAGCGUUCUCUAAUGAUGCUUGAAAGGUUGUCACACCACUCAGUGUGGAGUAGUAACUUUGUGUUUUUGCAGUGAGUCCGCCAGGAGAUGAGGUGGCUGCUGUGUAAAUGCUCUGGGGGUUUCUUUGCUCUGAGCUCGUCAGCAAGGAGGGAGGGAGGAGUGGGGACAAGAACUAAUUGCCAAGCCAAGAGGUGCAUCUAAACUAUCCCAGCAACCUGCCCAGUAAACACCAGAACAGGCUGCAGCUGCGUGUGCUGCAGCACCAAAGAACCAGGAGGGGAGUUGCCUGCCCUCCGGAGGGCAGAGUGUCCCAGCUCGCUGCACUGCCAGUCUGACGCAUCUCCUGCAUUGGUGUGUGAGUUGAGAGGGGCCCAUGCCUGUAGGCUCUCUGGACAUGGCGGCCAGAGGGAGAGGAAUUGCAGCAAUGAUACUCCGGCUUCUGCCCCAGCUCAGGUCCCUUCCCUCUGUCUAUCGGGUUUAUUGGGGCAGGGUAGGAUGUUCCUUCUCCCUGCCCCAACUCAAAUCCUUGUAACAGCCAAAGUGAAGAACACUGCCUGUCCGAGCCAGCCCCACUGGAAGCUAGGAGUCCUUGAGCCCAGGGGCAGAGGAGGGUGCUGCAGUGAAUGGCUGCCCUAGGGCCUGCUGGGAGCAGAACCCCCUCCUUUCCCAUCUGACCUCCCCAACUGGGGGGCCAUGCACUUUCCUCUGGGGCUCCAGAAUGGCUGUGUCCUUCCUGGCUGGAUGGGGUGUUUUUGAAUAUGGAUGCUGGUGACUCCAGGAGCCACUGGGGGGCCCCUCUGAACCAGGCUGAGCUCUUGGGCCACGGCACAGCCUGUGGAGCAGGAGCUGUCCUUCCAGCUCUGUCAGGGAUGGGCAACGCCUGCUGUCUCUUGCCUCCGUUAGCCCUGCCCUUUCUGCCCGGUGACUGGCACUGGCAGCUGAGCACAGACACAGAGAGAGUGACCCCUGGGUGGGGCACUGGGACUCCCCGAUGGGCACUCAGUGCUGUGGGACACCUCUGAGCCUGUUGGCUCCCUCCUAGAAAAGGAAAGCAGUGCUGCUGUCUUUAACUUUCCUCUCCUCUUUUCCCCUUGGUUCUCAGCUCCACACCUUUACCUGUCCCCUCCGGGAAGGUGGGAAGAGAGGGGUGAGGGAAAUGAGAAGGGGCUUGUACGGCUCGGUCACCUGGCCACAAAGCAAGUGAUGGAGCCGGCAGCCUUUUGCCAGGGCGCUCCUGGCCCCUGGGUCCUACCCCAAGACCAUUGCUCUGCGUCUGCUGCUCAGCACAGAUCCCUUGUGCUGCCGGCUGGUUCAGAAGCAUCUGGCUCGGUCCCUGCUGUUUGUGGGACCCAGGUGUUACAGAAGCAGAGAUGCCGACUGCGUUCUCUGCGAGUGCCACCCCUCCCCAGUCCCAUCCUGGAGACACAUGACAGCCGGGCGAGUGUGCGGAGUUCCACGAGAAGUCUUGCUCCCCUUAGAACUAGCUUAACAUCUGGUGCUGGGGCCAGUGGGUUGGGGGGCCCUGAGAACUCUGCCUUUCUCACAGUGGGCCAGACUGUCCACAGCUGACUUGCCAAGGUAGGGGAUUCUUGGAUCCCCAGACUUUCCUUUCCCUCCCCCAUGGUGGGCCACUGAUACACGGGUGGAAUCUGCUGCACAGCAUGCCCUGAUAGAUGAAGUGCCAAACAUGCGCCCGCCUCAGGCUUCUUGCCCUUCCUGUUCCUGGGGCUGCUGCAGGUAUUCCCACUCUGCUUUUUGCUCCUCCUCGGCAGGCAGUGUUCUCUAGCUCUCCCUCUGCCUUGUUGACCUAGCAGUCUCCUGCUGCUCUCUGGGUCCCCUUGCCACAUGUCUCCUUCCCAAAUUCGGCACCUUGCUCCACAGCCCGGGGAAAGAGCACCCAGCCACCAGAGCAUCCAAAGUGCAGCUAGCCACCUCCAAAGUGUCCCUGCUCCCACGAGAUGGCACUCACUGCUCCCUUGAGGAGACGGUGUUCAUAUGGCGUCCAAUACCCUCUCUUCCCCCCCCCCCCCCGCCAGCUUGGUGGGAGGAAUCCAGGACAUUAUUGUUAAGCAUCAUGCAGCGUUCAUGACCUUGAUGUUAAAUUAGCAGCAGCUUCCAUACUCUAGGAGCUUAUGUGCUUGCCAAACCUUCAAUUGACUAACCCCUGGUGGGAGCCUCUCUCGUUUUUCAUACGACCGCACUGCCUUCCCCACCCCAAGAUCUGAGGCAUGUAGCACUUGUGACUCUGACCAGAUCACUUCAGAAGGGGCUUUUUUCACAUCACCCCCACAGUUGGGAUCUGGGGGAUCCCAGCUGGGGGCGGGGGGGAAUUGCUCAGGGAGCCCAGCUGAGCCAGCGGUAAGGGUUUUGCAGGUUUGUGUCUUGCCUUCUUCUAACGCAGUGUACAAUAUCUUUUUUGCCAGAUUUAUCCUGUUACUGUUUUUUGUAGACAUUGGCUAUUUGAAACUUAAACUCCAAUGAAUAUAAUUGCUAAGAGGUCUCUUACUUUUGAUGAUCCUAUGACUUGUUUUUCCUUAAUGUCUACUGCUGACAUUUAAAGGUUUGAAAUAAAGUUAUCCAUAAAACUGUAGACAUGACAUAAUUGUAAAUAAACUGUAUAUUUUGAAAAAAAUGUU